Messenger RNA from Coprinopsis cinerea okayama7#130, 964 nucleotides. RefSeq lists its product as hypothetical. The coding region runs from base 1 to 870 and encodes 289 amino acids. The transcript has 3 exons. The record is from RefSeq and is a predicted model, not a curated record. Lineage: Eukaryota; Fungi; Basidiomycota; Agaricomycetes; Agaricales; Psathyrellaceae.
AUGACGGGAAGCACGAGUAGGCUUUCCACGUCAUCCAGGCUGAACACUCCACUAGGCGUCCGAGCGCGUUUGAACUCGUUAACGAACAACGCGCCAAAACCCAAGAAAGCCAUCUCUUCGUCAACGCUAACACUACAAGCGCCUAAACGCAGUCUUACACACAACUACCCGUCCUCGAUACGCUCUCAGUCGCCAGGCGAGGAGUCGGAUUCAGGGAGCGAGACAGAUUCUUCAGACGAGUAUGCCUUGAAAGAGGAAGAAGCGGAGAGGGCAGCAGAGGAGCAAGAGAUCCUGAACCGCAAGCUUGAAGAGUUGCAGAAGAUGAUUAACAAUGAAGCUAUUGGACUCGUCUCGAAUCCACGGCGGAGACGGCCCAAGAGUCUACUCUCACCACGUUCACCAGGGGGGAGCUCUCGACAUGGCGAGUCUCUCCUCUCCAGCCGGAGCCAGAGUCGGAGCCACAGCCAGAGCGUCUCGAGUGCUGUAUCGAGCAGCGCGGGAUCGCCUCAUGGUUCUAUACCCGACAUACCGUCACCCAGCGGCGAGUCAGGUCGAAGUUCACAUUCCAAUUCGUAUCCACAUUCGCCUGUGGGAAGGCAAUGGAGCCAUCAUAACAGCAAUGGCAGAACUACAAGUCCGCCAAUCGUGAAUAGAAGGAGCGUGGUGGGGUAUGCACAGAGGAAUCAUCCACAGUCGGAUGAGUACAAUACUAGUAGCUAUGGGUCAGAGGCGUCGAGCUUCAGCGACUUGAGCGAUGCGAGUCUAUCAGCGUCAGCGCUGGAGAGCGCACUCAUGUCUAACAUCCGUGGUGCUGGUUCACGGUUCUCUCAAUUUGCCCAUAGCCGUGUGGGCAGUAGGCUUCCUCGCUAACAUGUCUAUAUCGCAUGUACAAUGUACAUUCCACCCUUGCUUGACUCGCGUUCAUCCCUGUACAAUGUAUAUAAUAUUGUUUUAUUGAUACAAA